Lactuca saligna is the source of this 408-nucleotide messenger RNA. The record is from the annotation of a GenBank genome assembly. Lineage: Eukaryota; Viridiplantae; Streptophyta; Magnoliopsida; Asterales; Asteraceae.
AUGACAGGAGAGCAGAUCUCUGUGCCUAGUAGUCCCAAAAACGGGGAGGACCAUUCUGCUGCUGAACCAAUUCCAAAGACACAAAUUAGGAACAAUGAUAGGAGUCUUUAUUCCAUGCUUGCAAAACAUUCUGGGAAUCAUCUACUACAUCCGAUUUCCUUGGAUUGUUGGCAUCGCUGGCAUAAAAAGAAAUCAAAAGAAUUAUCAUCUCUUUAUGCCACACAAGAGUUUUCAGCACACAAUGGUUACAUAUCAAUCAUAAAUUUCAGUCAUGAUGGCAGAUACUUAGCAAGUGCUGGGAUGUGCACUAGUGGCAUUCAUGAUAUGUACAGGAGUGUCUUUUGCCUUUAUAAUUGGAACUGUGCUAACAUGGAGGACCUUGGCAUUGACAGGAUUAAUCCCUUGUGA